Molecule: messenger RNA, 4756 nt
Organism: Drosophila navojoa
Lineage: Eukaryota; Metazoa; Arthropoda; Insecta; Diptera; Drosophilidae
Gene: mura
Product: ring finger protein murashka
Biological process (GO): protein ubiquitination
Molecular function (GO): ubiquitin protein ligase activity
Source: RefSeq, a predicted model, not a curated record
ACACAAUUCACUAAUAAAUAUGUGAACUUGUGUUGAUUUAAGUGAGCUAAGACCAAAGGGGAGCGGUUCGAAGCCACUGUGGGGCGCAGAGUUUCGAUUUUUUUACCCAUAUCUAUGUAUACUCACAACGCAUUUACAAUUGAUACGUUUUGACUCCCCACACACAAAGCAAGAGACAGAGAGAGAAAUAAAGAGAAAGAGAGGAACAGCAAUGGUGAGAGUUUGAGCGAGCGAACGAACAAGGGAGCAAAUAAAUGGUCUGUCUGAACAUUUUACCACACUACCUCUUUGUCUGUUGAAGCGAGUUCUCGUGCUGGUAUUUUACUCGCUCGCGUCGAUGUGUAAAAUUAUUUAUUUUGUUCCCCUGGUUUGAUUUUGCAAUCGUUAGUGCCAGUGGUGGUUGUGUAGUUCUGUUCGUCUGCGCGUUAUUGUGAAUAUUGUUAAUGUACAAAUAUAUGCAAUAAUAUUAUGGAACGCAAAAAUUUGUAUGUGCAUAGUUAACAAAAGUCAGGCAUACCUUUCUAUAGUAUACAUACAUAUAUUCAUAUAAUCGAUGUGCGUAUGCGUGUGUCUCAAAAAAGAGCAAUCGUCGUUGAAGUUCGACUACCAUGACUACGCAAUAGCAACAACAAGAGACAGCGAAGCGCGAUACUUGGUUAGCUAUAAAUGAGACAGACAAACGUUUGAGCAAACAAGAAUACAAAAUAAACAAACAAGAACACCAACAACAGUUAAGUCUCAAGCAGCAGCCGCAACAUGCUGAACUCCAAUGCGAAUCAUUCGGGCAACAGUCGGCGGCCAUUUUCUCGCAAUUCCUCCUCGGCCCGUUCGCAUCGUGGCCGUAUGCUCUAUUCCCCGCAUCCGCAUGGUCAGCAGCAGCAGCAGCAACAACAACAACAGCAGCAGCCGCAGAGAAACAACAACAACAAUGGCCUUGUGCCGGGUCAUAGUCCCUGGUGCAAUGUAAAUCUGAAUCGCCACAAUAAUGAUAGCAACAACAACAACAGCAACAACAAUGCCAACAAUAACAAAGAUGCAAUCGAUGGCAGAAAUUCGAAUUGCGAUGUACAAACAAGUAAUUCUAGCGGAACUUGUAUUUAUAACAAUAGCAAAACGCAUCAUCACAACAACAGCCUUAACCUCAAUCAUAAUCAUAAUGCCUCCUCACAACAACAGAAUCAUCAGUCACAAGUCCAUCAUAGCCAGCUCACUCAGUAUAACAGUAACAAUAACAGUAUCAGUAACAAUAACAGUAACAGUAACAAUAACAGUAACAGUAACAGUAACAGUAAUGUUAACCACAACAGCUAUCAUCAUUCAAUUACCAACAUUGCACACGACAACAAUUGCACUGUUAACAAUAGCAGCAGUAAUCGCAGUAGUUUACGAACUCAACACAAUGAAAAUCACAAUCCCAAUCAGUAUUUAAUCUCCAAUCAGAGUUCAAUUGUCAAUCACAGCUAUAACAGCUAUUUUGAUAUGUGCAACAGUGCUGCGAGUGUGCCUCCUGCUUUUGGUUCAAUGUCCGUGUCCGUUGUUCGAUUAAAUCCAGCACGCUUAUGUUUAACUGUUGCCGCCCCGCCCACAAGCACACCUACAACACGCCGUAGCACACCCCUUGCCCUGAUAUCCUUACCAGCCCAACAGCAUAACAACAACCACAACCACAACCACCUUCCACAAAAUUUCAAUCAUAAUCAUCAAUAUCACAGCAACAACAACAACCAAUAUCACCAAUCACAACCACAACCAUUGUCACAACCACAACAACAACCGACUAAUCGCCAAUCCCUCCCGCUAACACGUACGAAUUCAAAUUCAACAACCGCAACAACUUUCAAUUCAACCAAUACAACAACAAAUAGUAUUCCUACUGAUGUUGUGAAUGUCAAUUCUUGUACCGAUAUAAUUCCUCAUGGAUCAACUGCGCCACAACAACAACAACAACAACAUCCACAACCACAACAACUGUGUUCACAACGACAACGACGAUCUCAAACCCAACAACAACAACAAAUGCAACUGCAACAAUUGUCGCCGCCGUUUCUUAUGAUAAACCUCAACCAAUUGACUGAUACUCAUUUAAACCACGCAUCCAUCAAUAGUCAUAGCCAAGGAUCUGCAGGACCACAUCACGGCCAGCGUAUCUACAACAAUCGCAACAACAACAACAAUAAUAAUAGCAAUAGCAACAACAAUAAUGCUAUCAAUAUGAGCAAUUUAGACUACAUGAAUUAUCGUCGCGCUUGCCCCGCUUUAUCCCGUGACUAUCAGCAACACCACAACAACAGCAACAACAACAACAGCAAUCUGGGCAACGGCCACAACAACAACAACAACAGUCGUCGCCACAAUGGCAACUAUGACAGAAAUCCAAACAAUAAUCACUUUAAUAACGGUAGUUCGGAACAGAAUGUGGAUCAUAGGGCUGAUGGCUAUAGCUUUAUGCGCAAUGGGGGAAUCGGCAAUAGCUAUGGUCGAAAUGGUGCCCAGCACUAUCAGCAGCACAUGAGCAAUGGCUAUAGCAACAACAACAACAACGGAAUUAACAACAAUGUUGCGUCGGGCUCCUCCGCCGGGCCCGGCCUAAUGGGUGAUGUGCCGUCCGGCUCCGGUUUGUCCGGCUCAACGCUGUCGCUAAACAAUGGUCUCGGCCCCAACGGCAUCAACUCGGAUAGUCCAUCGCGCAAGCGUCGCCGCAUUUCGGGUCGUCCCAGUCAAUCACCGCCAGCUAUUUGGGAGCCUAGACGCUCACAGCGCGUCAUGAUGCAACAGGGCAGUCCGCCGUUGCGUCGACCACGACUGCGCGAUGUGGCCACCUCCACGCAGCAGCAGCAACAAAUCCAACAUCCACAAUACGCUCCACAGCCCCAUCACUCGCAACAGCAACAGCAGCAGCAGCAGCAGCAGCAGCAGGUGCCUCCGAACUACCAUCCAAUGCAUCAUCAUCAGCAGCCACAGGCGCACUAUGCGCCGCAGCAACAGCAGCCGCAUCAGCACACACACUCGCAUCGCUCGCCGUGGGAUCUGGCUGGCAAUGGUCCGGCCGUGGGCAACGCUGGCGGGCCAGCUCCGAGCAGCACUGUGGGCGCCAUAUUGCAGCAGGUGCAGGCACCGCCGCCGCCACCACAGGCACCCAGCCAUCAGCAGGGAGUAGGUGCUGCACCGCCGCCACCGCCACCCACCUCGCUAAUGGUCGACCUCAAUCUGGCUCUGCGUCACGAGCCCAUUUGGGCAUCCUUCUGCACGUAUCCGUUGCCAGCCCAAGCUCGCCUGGCACCUUGCCAUCUGCACGGCAUUUAUGCGCAACCCUUCACAGCAGCGCCUGCCGGUCUGGCUGCUGCUCCGCUCCAGGUAGCCCAGGUGCCGACACCCACACAAGUAGCAGCUGCAGCAGCCGCAGCACAACACAUGAUCCAAGCAGCAACGAUUUCGGCACAACAGCAGCAACGUGAUGUGGCCGCUAUUGCAGUGGCUAAUCUGACAUUGGAGCCACAGCCCAAUGCUCACCAUCUAGACGGACAUCAGGCGGCAGCUGCAGCGGCUGCAGCAGCAGCCGCAGCUGCAGCAGCAUCUGUGCCAAUGGGCUCCCAGGCAACGCAUCCUCAUCCACAUCCACAUGCACAUGCGCAUCAGAUGCCGAGCCACAUACACAUUGCCUCGAUGAGUGCUGCAGCUGCAGCGGCUGCUGCACAGCAUAUACAUUCCAACGCGGCGGCAGCAGCAGCUGCUGCACACGCCACACAAAUGUCGGCAGCAGCGGCACCGCAGCAGAUAAUCAUAUCAUCAGAGCGACGCACAUUCCCGCCUCACAGGCGCCUACCGCGCUUCUGGCCGGCCAAUCAUGGACCACACCGGCAUGUCCUGCCGCCGCAGUCGCUGGCACCUCAUCAAGCGCCCGUGCAAAUCCAAACCACCGCUGGCAUUAUCAAUCCGGGCUUCUUGCUCAAUUUCCUCGCCAUGUUCCCGCUUUCACCGUAUAACCAGCACGAUCUCAACUCCGCGGACACCAAUGAGACGGAGAAUUAUGAGGCGCUGCUCAGCCUGGCUGAGCGUUUGGGCGAGGCCAAGCCUCGCGGGCUAACUCGCAACGAAAUUGAUCAGUUGCCCAGCUAUAAAUAUAAUCCAGAUGCACAUAGUGGCGAUCAAUCAUCCUGCGUGGUCUGCAUGUGUGACUUCGAGCUGCGACAGUUGCUGCGCGUAUUGCCCUGCUCCCACGAAUUCCACGCUAAGUGUGUGGAUAAAUGGCUGCGCUCGAAUCGAACAUGCCCGAUCUGCCGUGGUAACGCUUCCGAUUAUUUUGAGAGCGGCGAUCAUCAACAGCAGCAGCAGGUUUCGGCGCAGGGAUCAACUACCACAACUUCAAUAAAUGGUAACAUUGCCACAGCUACCACCACCAAUGCGUCAGCGACUGUUACCGCCACGGCCACCGCCGUCAUCGUCAAUCCACAGCAGAGCCAGGCCGCUUAGGGCAAUACCAGCAACAAUAACAAUAAUAAUAACAAUAACAAGUACCACAACCAAACGCUUUCGCCACGUCGUCCAGGUGCCGCAAAAAAAUGGAGCACACACAAAAUCACAAAAAACAACAAACAUUUAUACACACAGUUAGCCUUUUUAAAUAAUUGAUAUAACGCGCAACGAAUCCAACUGCCAAAUUGCUUCCCCUUUAAACCAGACCACUUCAAUAGCUUGUCGUAGUACUUUACUUAGGCGGUAGUUGUAUGUUAGUAACGGUAAAUGGUUAAAGAAGAAA